AUGGAAAUUGAAGAGCAAUCAAAUGAAGUGCUAGACAGAACAAUGGUCUCAAACGACAACACAAAGGCAGGACACCAAGAAUGCUCCCCACCAAGAGCUCCUGGCUCAGCACUGCACGAUAACCGGUAUAAACAGACAAAAGGACAAGGAAUAACUCCACUGGACAAACUAUUUAUCCAAGCAAGAAAACAGCUUGGAUAUAGACCAACAACACCGACAGGCCUAGCACCAAAUUUAGCCGCAGCGAGAAAAAGACCAUUGGAAAACUCGCCAACAAGUGCAACAACAUCGCAAAUACGCACUGAACAAAGCGACCACCAACGGUCGUCCGAAUGGAACGAACCGAAAAGAGUGGCUAGACAACCGCGAUUACCGGACAAAGCUAAGAUUCAAAUUGAAAACAAAUACGCGCGCCUGCUGGACUACGAAGACAUCGAGCAGGACGCCAACCAAGGGAGGGAACACAGCACACAACCGGCCACUGCACCAUGGCCAGCCCUACCGCCACCUAGACCGACAAGGAAUAUCGGAACGACCAGUAGCGCCACUCCACUCCACCGCGCAGAGGGCAGGACAAUGAACCCAGCAACACCGACGGAACAUCACCCCAGCCAAAGCCAGAGGGCACCCCUUGCCGAGCGAAGGGUGGAGGAACCCAGACGCGGCAAGGACCGUCCACCGCCGAUUUACGUAUGUGAUAUACAAUUCGAGAACAUAAAAGGUGUUCUCAAAAAAAUGAACUCAAAAGACCUUAUUAUAAAAAAGACAGAUAGUGAAACGUGCACAAUCUUUGCCUCGUCACUCUCCACCUAUAAAGACACUAUCAACAUCUGCAAGGUUAAUCAAUUUAAAUUCUACACCUAUACGCCAAAUAGCGCGAAACCUAAAAACUUAUUCCUCAAGGGCAUAGAAGGCAAUGUUUCAGCCGAGGACAUCAAAAACGAUCUGCUCAGCUUUAACUUGCCUAACACUAACAUCACAAAGGUAUCAAAAAUUAAAUUCCAUAAAAAUAGCGAGAAAGAACAUUUUUUAAUUCAACUAAGCAAUGAUAGUGAUACCCAAAGUAUCACGAAAAUUAGACACUUAGACAUGCAAAGAGUCUAUUGGGAACCUCUCAAAAGGAGAGGUCUCUUCCAAUGUGUAAAAUGCCAACGUUUCGGACAUUCUAGCGUUAACUGUUCGCUGGGAUACCGAUGCGUCAAAUGCGGCAAAGACCAUGAACCGGGAAAAUGCACAAUCCCGAAGAGCAUAAACGAACUCAACACUUUAUACUGUGCGAACUGCCAAAGCGCAGGACAUCCAGCCUCAUACAAAGGCUGCCCUUAUUAUAAGUUCGCGAGAAAAAUACAUGUAGAAAAUCGCGCUUCAAAAAAUCUAGAAAGAACUAAACGCAUAAACCUAAUUAAUAAUUACGUCGACAAAGCCACCACACCCCACCCAGCCAACCCUAACACUCAACAUAACAUACCAGCAAGAAAUAAAAUCCCUAACCGCAUCCAAAACCUCAAUAAGACACAAAACGCAUGGUUCAGUACCAAAAACACAAACGAACACCUCUUCGGCAAUAACAGCCGCAGUGAUGUCAUCUAUAACACUAGCAACAACAAUAACAACUUCAAUUUUGAAUCAUUUCUCACCCGCAUAGAACAACAAAUAGACAGAGCAAUUAACAACAAACUAAACCAAAUACAAACAGCGAUUAACAACAACACUAAGCGAAUUGACACCAUAUUCGAAUAUCUCAACACAAGCCUCGAAUAUGUUGACUAA
This is a messenger RNA of Polistes dominula (European paper wasp), 1770 nucleotides long. RefSeq names its product nucleic-acid-binding protein from mobile element jockey-like. Lineage: Eukaryota; Metazoa; Arthropoda; Insecta; Hymenoptera; Vespidae. The record is from RefSeq and is a predicted model, not a curated record.